UUACUGCCAGACUAAACUUGUGAAAAAUAUGAGCCUAACACUUCAUUUCUAUACAAAACUAAAAAUUAUUUAUAUUGAAUUUAAAUUUCUACUUAUCAUUGCGACGUUCGAAGUAGUUAAUAUUCGGUCCAUCUUAUAUUUACUACCUUUCUCCUCUGUGUGUAUGUGUGCAGUCGUAUUUGAUAUGUAUGCAUAAACAUAUGUUGGAGAUAGUCCGACAUCUGCAUCGGGUCUAGUCUAUGGCUAAAUGCGUUCCCCGGUUUCUGAUAAGACUAUAUACAAAAACCAAAUAUAUUUAUUGUUAGAAGUGUAUGGAUGCGUUUGGAGGGGUUAUUGCAUCCGUGAAAAAAACAGUUAUCUUUUGAAAAUGCCUACGUGUCCCGUUAAAUAUUGCCAUUUUAAUUUGAAAAAAAAAUGUGCAGGAAUUGGUAAUGAUAAAAAUAUAACAUUCCACAGGCUCCCUAAAGACAGUAAUCGAAGGAAGCAGUGGAUCAUAAAUCUUAGUCUAGAUGAGAAAUGUGUUACAGACAACACAUUGAUUUGUUCACAACAUUUUUGCACAGAAAUGUUUGAUCGUACCUCAGUAAGUUGCGUUAGACUUCGACCAAACGCUGUGCCCAAGUACAAUGCAGAAACAUCUAAAGCAACUGAAGCUCCAGUUGAUGGGAAAGAUUUGUGCAACAGAAGCACAAGCAUCACAACCUUCACACCCAUCCAAAUUGUAAAUUCCCCUAUCAAAACACAAUUCAGAAGGGUAAUUGAACAGCAACGGACCAAGUAUUGCAAAAAGAUUAAAGUUUUGCAGCAAAGUUGUAGGCGAAAGGACAAACGCAUUGCACACUUGCAGGACAUAAUAAAGGAACUUCGCAACAAGAGAUUUAUCGACGAAGAACAAAUACUCAAUAGUCUUGGUGGUACAGCACGAUCAAUGGGGAAUCAGGUUUCAGUAAAGAGACGUUAAAACACGGACAUAGAAAUAUAGGGACCGGGUAUUUGCCGACAAAGGACGUGGUGCGAUAUGGAACCAACGGGGGAGGCCCGUCAGUCAUGAUACAUUACUCUUUUACAGCGGGAAGUUUAAAUAAGACUAUAAUUGAAAAUAUGGUUACAUGUUUAAAAAUAAAUUUUUAGAAUUUCAACACUUUGAAUAUUUAAACAAAACAAAACAAAAUAACAAAAAUGAAACAAUGAGAUAUUUAAUCGUUGUAUUGUGGUUAUUAAUUUUUAAUGAAAUUUCAAAAUGAAAAUGCUAAUCCUUUACCUUUUCCUAAGGCUUUUUUUCUUUUUUUUUUUCUCGCUCCUUGAUUUGAUAUCAAGGGGAAU
Molecule: messenger RNA, 1323 nt
Organism: Hylaeus volcanicus
Lineage: Eukaryota; Metazoa; Arthropoda; Insecta; Hymenoptera; Colletidae
Product: THAP domain-containing protein 2-like
Exons: 5
Coding region: 248-961 (237 amino acids)
Source: RefSeq, a predicted model, not a curated record